UUCCCCACCACAUAUGCUCAGAGUGACUGCCCAAAGGGCUUGCACAUUUUUCCAUGACAAGGGGGAAACAGGUGCACAGCUUUGCAGUUGCCCAGCAGCUACUUUGAGGUGGCAGCUCCACCUCCUUUGCCUUAUUUACAGGGAGACCAUAUGCUAGAUCUAAAAGGAGCAACCAUUCAAAAAAUGACCCUGCUGCUGGAGGGGAGUUGAGAGAGAGCAGCGGCUGAUGUGAACCAGAGCAAUGUGGCAGCUGCUGUGCAUAAAAGUGAUGGGGCCGAGGGGCUGCAGGGCUCAGCAUGAAGUCGAGCGGGGGUGCUGCAUCCGACCCAGAGGAGCUGGAGAGUGGCAGCAGCGAGAGCAGCUCUGGGAAAUCCCUGCCUUCCACCGGUGCCCAAGGCAAACGCAAGCGCAAGAGUCCUCGGUUGUGUGGCCUGAGCAGGCAGAGGCAAGCUGCCAACGCCCGGGAGAGGGACCGGACCCACAGUGUGAAUACUGCUUUCACUGCGCUCCGCACACUCAUCCCAACCGAGCCAGCAGAUCGCAAGCUGUCCAAGAUAGAGACCUUGCGCCUGGCCUCAAGCUACAUCUCACACCUGGCUAACAUGCUGUUUCUACAACAGCAUCAACAGCAAUCACAAAGUGGGAGCUUGGGAGAGGAACCUAUGCAGCCCUGCCUGCAAUACCAGGCUGUCCUGCAGAGCGGCAGCACUCCAGCAACACCCAGGCCCAUCUGCACCUUCUGUCUGAGCAGCCAGAGGAAACAGCACAGAGAAAGGGAGAAACACUUGUCUCUUUAAAAGCUUUGUGGACAUUGAUUCAGCUGAGGACCUUGCACAAAUGCUGGACUGGUAAUAGCACAGUUGUAGCAGACUUAUUCGAGGGGCUUUUCACGGAUGAAACUGAACACGGUGGGGAAAGUUGCACCUGGUGUGGCAGCUAUUUUUGGGUGAGAAAUGCUAAAGCUAAGCAGCCAAGCCCUGACACUGAUGCCUCCUAACCAAAGGCACAUGAUGGAACUUGAGCUUUCAGAUACUCAGUGUCUCCUCUUCCUCAAGGCUCUCAUAAUGCACCAGACCCAGAGCCUUGAACCACAACUGGACAGAUGGAGCAAUGUUGUGCUUCUCUUUUCUUUUCCUUCUUCUUCUUCUUCAGUCAAGAGCUUAUUUAUCUCUCUAAGCAAAUGCAUAACUUUUUACUGAAAGCAGGUAUUAAUGGUUUGCAGGAACCUCAGAUGCUACAAUACCAUCUCAGCUCAGCUGCCCAUACAGAGAGAAAGGUGCUCAUAUGCACUUUUUAAAACUUAGGAAAACCAUGUGUCCCCUUCAUAAUGUCCACAGUGAAAUAGUAGCUGUAUAGUUAACUCCAUUUCUCCCCAGGAAACUUGCAUUUAUAUCAUGGGAGGUUGUAACUUAUGGUCUUUCAGGAUGUGUGUGUGUGUGUUUCAUUGGCAGCACAGAGAGAAAAAAAUGUUAAUUCCCCUUCCUUUUGUAUGCACAAAUGAUGGACUAAUCUUGAUUGCUUGUAUUUUGAAUGUUAAAAUAAGAUAUGUGAAAUACACAUUUAAUAGGCCAUCUAAUUUGGCCCCUAUACAGAACUCUAUGGGAGAUUUUUUUAGAAUACAGUGAAUUGUUUCCCAAUUCAAGCCAAUGUCAUGCCAUUAUAGUGAAUUUCCAAUGAUGAAAGUAAGGCCCUGGAGCUGCCAAGCAUAAAAUAUUUCAGGUUAAUUUUUGUGCCAUUGUGUAUGCAGAUAGCCACAUGAGAAACAAAGGGGAUAAUCCUAUUAAGCAGUGAAGGAAAUAUAAUUACUUUUUGCCAUUCACCGUCAUCUGUGAACAGAGCCUAGGUCUGCAUGUCAAGUUGGCCAUAGAUGCCCGAAGACUAAUUUCUCACUCUUUUAAACCAUGAUUUCUAUGCUAAUUCCUGUUUCUCGGGGGUCUCGCAUAAUGAGAUUCUCAGCCUACAUAGCCCAAUGCCAUUAACAGAUGGAAAACUGGCCUUCUGUUGGCCCUUGCUCCCAUGGUGAGUUCUGACAUAUUCAGUGUUCAAUAUUUACCACAGAGACCCUAUUUCCCACAGACAUAGAACAGUUACGGCCCAGAGAUAUAAAUAUUAAAAAGAAGCCCAAAGAGCUGGAAACAUGCUUUGAGGUCAUCUUUUAAAUAUACAUGUGGCAGAAACAAGGCAGUGCAUCAAAAGUGGCCAUGCUACAGACAUUUCAUUGGUUGCUUCCUCACUCUGCUUCCUUCCAAUCAUUUCCCCUGAGACUGGAGGUGGUUGCAACUGUGAGCCAUUUCCUUAUCCAGAAACAAAAGAAUAGGAAAUGGUGACACCUGUGAGGCUACAACCCCCCCCCCCCGCCCCUGAGAGAAUAAGGCAGCAAUGUAGAGUGGGGGGCACUCACCUCCAUUUUCAGUAGUACUGUUGGUACAUCAUGUCUCCUGGUGGCAGUGUGCUAAGCGCCAGUCCUGAGAACAUGGGUGACUACCUGUGUUCUCAUAAGGCAAGCUGGGGACAAUGCAGGAGCAAUCUGGAACCUAACAGAUAAUAGCAUGAGAUGGCAAGAGAGCAAUGCAGGGCACUGCCUAACAAUUUGCCCUGCUGGCUGAUGGAUUCAUUAUGCUGCACCACAGAUGCCCCCACUGUCCCCCAGAUUAAGGUCCUCCAUCUGAUGAGUUUUAUGGUAUGCUUCCUCUUGAAGUUGUUUAUUCAAUAGGAUUUCCUAUUAUCCACAGUUUUUGUUAACCAUGGUAAUUUAAGGAACUUAUUCUUUGAAGAUACAUGAUCAUAUUACUGUACAUACAAUUGGGGAAGGAAAAUCAUAAGAGGUACCAAUGUACAGAAGAACAUAAGUCAUACAUUCCUUCCCUACUAUCUUGAAGAGAGCAUGGAAGAAGAUUUGGCAAAGAAGACGAGUCAGGCACAAGAUAUACUUGUUCAGAAGAUUGUCUGCGAAUAUCUUUGCCAUCCUUAAGGCAGACACUUGCUCCCAUAGUCAGUUAUUUCCAACUCCACAAAAAGCUGGGGUUUUUUUUUUUGUAAAGUUAACUGAUUCUAAUGACCCACUCAAGAUUAAACCACUGUAAAAUGCUUUGCAAUAGGACAGGUUUGACUCAAAACGUAAUGUUGCCGGAGUUUGAAAAAAUGGCACAAUGCCCCACAAUAACCAAAUUGCCUACAAUUCAUACUUUUUUGGCCUUUUGACUAAGAUCAAGUGUAGUACUUUUGUGGUAAUGUUAUUUUUGAAAGGCAGCUUAAUGUCAGAAUGGUCAUUGUAUAGCAUAAUGAAGUAUCCUAAAAUCAUAGAGUUGGAAGAGAUACCACAAGGGUCAUCCAGUCCAACCUCCUAUCCAACUCAUCUUAUAUUUGCUCAGAUGCAUUGCUCAUGUGAGGGUCAUUUGGAUCAAUUUGUUGUCAUUUUGUAUUUUAUAAAUAUUUUUGUUAAAAAAAUAUUAAAGCACCACACUGUUAACAAUGUAGCAUACGAUCAUGAGUUAUAGUUUCAAUAUGAGAAAUUAAAGUCUUUUAAAAUGUAGAACUCUGUGCUAUGAGUGUCAGUGGGGAAAAUGUAUCUUUGCCCAUCAUCCCACAACUGUAUGUCAGAGAAGCCAGAAGGUUGGCAGACAACAUCUUGAAAACAGAUCCAGAUGUUUAGAGUUGGUGCUUCCCUCUUGCCUAGAAAAGUGCUAGGGGGAAAAAACACUUCUUCCCAUCUACAGACAAGCAGGUAACUAACCAAUUUGGUGAAGUGAAUAGUGUUACCAGACUCCAACUGAAGAAAGGAAUGUGUGCACUCUCCACUUGGCAAUGAAGCUCACUGGUUGACCUUAGGUCACUCACAAGGGGAUGCAUCUACAUUGUAGAAUCAUUGCAGCUUGACACAGUGGAAAUUGUAGUUUGCUGAAAUGCCAAACUCUUUAGCAGAGAAAACUAAAGUCCUUAUGAAACUACAGUUCACAUGAUUCCAUAGCAUUGAGCUGUGACAACUAAAGUGGUGUCAAACUAUUUAUUUUACAGUGUUGCUGGACUCAAAAUAAUCCACUCUGCAUGAAUAUAAAAACAGAGAUGAGGGCCAUGCACAACGCCUGUAGUUCUUGGUAUGAAGAUGAUCUAGAAGGGGAGCAGGAGGACAAUAAUGUAUCCCUUAAAUCUAAAAGGAAGCGGCUGCUGCCAAAGGGCUGUAGCAAAGCAGCUAUCAAUUUCCUUCUAUACAUCAAUCACAUGCACAUCUAAAAGUUAUCUUCACAGCACUUUGAGCAUUUUUUAAAUAGCUGUCUGAGCUUCUAGACUUGGGUCCAGAAAUGGAACAUAAACCUGAACUGAUUUACUGCAAGUAGGGGAUGCAUCCAUGCUUCCCGACAUUAAAAAAAAGGCUUUCCGCUGUAUACAGAACUAGCAAAUUAUUUUUAAAACAUAGUAUUUUUCUAUAUGGAAGAAGAUUUAAACUUUAAUAUCACUCCUCUUCUGUACUAUAGUGUUGAACAAUAAUGAAUGAAAAAGCAACAUAGGAUUUCUGGUGGUCUAUUUUAGAUCUUUAUAACUAUCUGAUGCUUCACUGUUAGAAUGGCUUCUCAUAUUUCAAUCCAACUUGUUAUGCAUUAAAAAAUUGGACAUAUCCCUGCCUUUCCCUGACAGAUAUUUGUGUCAUGCUCAUUUGACUCUGCUGCAGAUGGUGUGGACAGCCAUCACUCUGUAUAUAUCCACAUAAUGAAGCAAGUGAAGCAACUGGAUGUCCCUGUCAAAGCAGACCCAUUUUGGCCAUUCACCUGUGUCCAUGACCUUGUGCCACAACUCUCCCAUCAAAUCAGCUCCAUUAAAUGGCUCUUGUAGGAGAUGUCGCCAAAUUGAGCAGUGAUUCUUAGCUUCGGCUGAAACUUGAGGAGGGCCAUUCUGUGACAUGGACCAAUUCUUGAAACAGUGUGCAAUCUUUCUAAAUUUGUUCAUCUCUAAAGUGUGAAGCAAGAGGAGUUCCCAAGGGUCCUCUAAAUUUGUCUGUGCUGCUAGGUUACUUCCAUGUUGCAGUUGUACAUUGUGGAAGGGAGUGAGCAUCUUAGUUGUCUUGAGUCGCCGAUAGGCUAAGAAAGGCGGUAUACAAAUACAGUAAAUAAAUAAUAAAUAAAAUAAAUAGGACUGCUUGCAGUGUAAGACAUUCAAUCUUUAUUCAGAUGAAAUCAAAGAAUGUCAAAGUUGAUUCAUUUUUCCAGAUAUAGGAAGAAUAACAAAAAGAAGGUAGUAUACAUUGUGUACCAUAGGUACUUUGAAAAAUCAGCUAAGAGUCUGGCAUAUGUGAAUUUGUGUCUUUCUGUGUUGGAGAGAACUGUACUGCACUAAAAGUAUGGUUACAACUAAUGUGAUAUAAAUUUAACACUGAGCCUCAUGUUUCAUAUUUAAAAUCAAUUGGAGAAAAUCAGUCAAGAUUAACAAUCCUGCAAUUAUGAUUUCCCAGCCUUCCUAAACUUUUAAUUAUCUUCAUAAAUAUGUCAUGAGCAAAUCCACAUUAAAGUAAUAUUUGUGGCAUAUAUUUCAAAAUUUUAAUUGGAUCAUUAACUCUUCUAGUUGUCUGAUAUAGUUGUCAUAAUGCUGUCAUUAAUCAUAGUCAAAGAGCAACUUAAAACGGGGCAGAUGUAAUGCAAAAUAUGUUUUUCUCCUUGGUAGAGUGCCUUCUGGACUUAUCAUGAGUAUCCAAAGUUCAAUGGUGAUUCUCAAGAAUGUGAUUUCAAGGUGCCCCCAUUAAUUUCUUGGUUUUUUCUUAAGCAAGGAAUACUCAGAAAUGGUAUUGCCACUUCCUUCCUAUGAAAUAUGCCCUACAGUACCUGAUACUCUUUGGCGGUCUCCCAUUUGAAUACUAACCAGAGAUGAUCUUGCUUAUUCUCUAAGUUAAGAAGGGUUCUGAAGCCUUAUAACUAAUAAUUUAUAGAAUAACAUGAAACAUUAUGCUAAAUUAUAUUUUAAAAUGAAACCAGGUUUGUAGUUAUUUGUUAUAUCCCAUUUAAAUGAAGUAUGUUGUACUUCUCCUUAUAGGAUCAUCAUCAAAUUUUGUGGCCAUUCCAUUCCACUCUCAGUUCAUUGCUGUUGUUUCUGCACAAUUUUAAGUACAGUGUAGACAUUAGGAAAGCUUAUUUGUGCAAAAACACAGUUUUUCUGUGCAGAAAAUGAGCUUUUGGUAUGAAAAAAGCAAUAUUCUAGCACAGAAAUCAGGGUAUUUUAUACAAAAUACAGAAGCUCUAGCAGAGAAAUAAUCGUUGCAGAAAAAUAAACAAGUUUCCUGUGCAAAAAGACCUGUAUCAUUUUAUCAUUAAUAGUUUUUCCAAACAAGGCCUCAAAGUGCAAAGAUGUUUGCUACCUUUCUUCUCUUCCUUAGCUAAGCAUUUCAAAUUUCAAGAGACCCUCCCCCCCUCCCCAAUCAAUAAUGUGAGUAUUAAUGAGAAAUCUUUACAUCUCUAACAUUAGGUCUUUACAAUUAGAGUAAUUAUGGCUUGGCCAGGAAAUAUAGAAAAUCCCCUUGCAGUAUGCUUUUGUUUCUAUUUCCUACGUAUUAGCUUUUCAUAUGAAGCUUGUUCCAUUUGCAGUUAUUUCUACUAAAUAAUAUAAGUGAUAACUGCUGACAAAAGUUAAGAGGCAUCUGCAAGCUGGGUAUAGCAUUAGUUCUUUUUUGAUUAUCAAAUAUAAUCAAGAUCACUGUCUGCAUAGCAUUAGGUCAGACUCAAGGGAAUACUAUAUUUCAAAAUGUAUAAUGAAGAAAAGCUUUUAAUCUUCAACAGGUUCUUAUAGAGUUGUCCAAUCCUCAAGGGGUUCUUCUGCUGAUGCUUUCUCAUACUAGUAUUACUUCAAAUACCUAUGAUUCAAGCAACCCAAGAAACUUUGAAACUCAGUGAUAUCCCCUAACUUGAGUAGUUGUUCACCCUUCCACUAGACAUGUUGCAAAUGUGUCAACAUACCUCCUUUUGGAUCACUGAACUUUAAGAUAGGUGUAUAUGAAAAAAUCAAGUUGGUGUUUAUACUUGGGUCUGUUGCAAACUAACUAUCUCUCUAGUCAUUGAUUCUCCCACCCAAAAGACAGAGCUCUCUUAUCUAAGAGUACAUUUUAAACAAAUAUCUCCUACAUAAUCUCUGUUGUAAUGAGGGAAAGCUCUUCAAAAGCUUUCUUGAUCAGAAAAAUGUAUCCAGAUGGAUUGUGCUCUAAAAUGUUUAAAUUCACUGUAGUGUUCUCACUAAGCUUUCAAGCUGCCUUCUAUAGAGCAUUCCCCUGUGGAAGAAAAGAACUGAAAAGCCCAGUUCUUUUCUAUGUACACGUACUUCAUGGAGAGUAUUGCAGACUGAACGUGCCAAUUUUCAAAAGCGUUUUAAUGCAUUUCGGUUUGCUCAUUGUAUGUUGCCUUUGAAUAAUAUUAUUCUAAAGCAAACCAGGGCUGACAAAAGAAAGAAUGUUUAGGAAUAAUGUUAGGGCACUAGGACAACACUUAGAGUGGUUUGGAUCCAUGAUCAAUCUCUGCCGAGGAAAGGGAUUUACUGAACGAAAAGGCAUCCAUUCACUUUAAGGGAAGGGGUUUCCACAUGCACUACAUCUCAGCUAUUCAGCUGGGCUUGAAUAGGUGGUAUGAUUCAGAGGUCUGAAGGGUUGCCAUGGCUGGAUGCAUUUUUCUUUAAUUUGAUCUAUCCACCAGCAAAGAAAGAUCCUGGAUACAACCCAUUGGGCACUGUUACUGAUAGAAGAUCACUUAUGACGUGUUAGAUCCAGGAUAUGCCUUUGUGUGCACCAGAUCCUACAGUGACAUAGGCCUAAAUCUAGGUCCAACUCAUUGCAUUUUUAUCAAAAGAUUAUAAAAUGGCUUCCUGGUGACUUUUUAUAACAAAAAUGUCUAUGUGUACUUGAAUUUUUUAAAAAAACUGCCUGUAAUAAUUUUGAUCCAUGUCUUUUGGGCUAAAAAGCAAUAAUGAUAACUCUGUAAAAGUGUCUAAUUUGUUUACAAAAAGCUCUGACUUCUCCAAAAAGUGUAUUUUUGUAAAACAGAUCAACAUUAAAAUGAUUGUUACAUUA
Molecule: messenger RNA, 8035 nt
Organism: Anolis sagrei ordinatus
Lineage: Eukaryota; Metazoa; Chordata; Lepidosauria; Squamata; Anolidae
Product: transcription factor 15-like
Biological process (GO): developmental process; regulation of transcription by RNA polymerase II
Molecular function (GO): DNA-binding transcription factor activity, RNA polymerase II-specific; protein dimerization activity; RNA polymerase II transcription regulatory region sequence-specific DNA binding
Source: RefSeq, a predicted model, not a curated record